UGUUACGCUCAGUGACACUCGCCGAUAAUAGCGCCUACCCGAAUGGAGAAGGUUCGGUGAUGGAACGUUCUCGAAGGGUCUCGAUGUUUCCGGAAUGUCGUGGAAACACGAUAACGGACCCCAAUUAUACUAGAGAGUUCUCGACCAUUCUGGAUCUUUCGAGAAUGUUCCACAGAUAUCGAUCGAUCGAUAGUACAUGCGGCCGGGUAAAAAAGGAGCGCGCGCGGCCGCGUGCGAGUGAGUGUUGUUUACAACGCGAUCGAGAGCGAUAACUGCGAGUGAUAUCGAAGCGAAUACAGUGAAUUGUGUGGCGCGGUGUUCGUGAUUAAGUGAUUUAGUGUUACAGUGUUAAUUCACGUGCUGUUGUGUUUGUGUUAGUGAUUUUAUACAAGACUUUUGUAGAAAAUAAAGUGUGGUGUUAUUUUAAGGUCUAAUCGGUAUUUUCAUUGUCUAUCGGGAACCCUAGCACGUAACAUUUGGUGUCAGAAGUGCGAUAGACAAUGCCGCUAUUACCGAAAGAAGACGAAAGUUCUAGCAUCCGCACCCGUAGUCAACGCCACCAAGAGAUGGACCGGGGGCGUUUCGAAGAUUCCCCGGCGCAAGCGAUGCUUGAACAGACGACGAGACAACAUCCUGCUGGCCCAUCUGGAGUUUCCACAGCAUCGACACCUACGGACCUCAUGGCAAUUAUGGCGAUGCUACAAGAGCAGGCUCGCCGUCAGGAAGAGCAGGCUCGGCGUCAGGAGGAGCAAAUGGCUCGCCUUCAGGAAGAGCAGGCUCGGCGUCAGGAGGAGCAAAUGGCUCGCCUUCAGGAAGAGCAGGCUCGGCGUCAGGAGGAGCAAAUGGCUCGCCUUCAGGAAGAGCAGGCUCGGCGUCAGGAGGACCAAGCUAGGCGUCAGGAGGAGCAGAUAGCUCGACUUUUAGAAGAACAGACUGCUCGUCAAGAAGAGCAGAUAGUUCUGAUUAAAGAGUUGAGAACUACGAUCGGCCAGGAACUCAAAGUGGUGAAGGACCAAGUUGAUCGGCACGAGCAGCGUAUUUCAGACGCUGAAGCUCGGAUCGCCGAUGUUGAGAAGAAGAUAGAAACACGCGGAAGUGGGCCCGUACUGCUGACACCUUCAUCCCGAGGAUUUAAGGUACCUCCAUUUGACGGAACAUCUUCGUGGUCAGCAUACAAAAUGCAAUUUGAAGCCGUCAUGCAGGCGAAUGGAUGGAGCAAGGAUCAGGCUAAGACUGCACUCACCCUGGGUUUACGUGAACAGGCGCUUACCAUCCUAGAGGCUCUUAGUAAAGAUGUGACCUACGAUCAAUUAGUUGAAGCGUUGGAAUCGAGAUAUGGUGAUUCUCAUCUGGAGCAUGUGUUUCGUGCUCAAUUAAAGGAUCGAGUCCAACGCAGUUCUGAAAACAUACAGCAGUGGGCCCUGGAAGUUGAGAAGCUGGUACGAAAAGCAUACCAGUCUUCACCUGGACUUGUAAAUGGAAUUCUGGUGCAGGCUUUCGUCGAUGGAAUCCGAGAUCUAGAAGUGAGGGCUGCUGUGCGACUUGGACAUCACGAGACGCUAAAGGAUGCGUUGGCCCAUGCGUUAGAAGUGGAGGCUGUACGACAAGAUCAUCGUGCACAUCGCAUUAGAGAGGUUACGGCGGCGCCUGUACGCCGGCGUCCGCAGGGGUACAGCCCUCGGUGCUUCAACUGUGGGGAAAUGGGCCACCUCCGCAUGAAUUGUACUAAGCGACGGAUUGAAAGGGGUGGAAGAACUGUUGAGGAGAGAUUAAUCAAGCUAAGAAAAUGUUAG
This is a messenger RNA of Manduca sexta (tobacco hornworm), 1793 nucleotides long. RefSeq names its product stress response protein NST1. The transcript has a single exon. NCBI's taxonomy places the organism in Eukaryota, Metazoa, Arthropoda, Insecta, Lepidoptera, Sphingidae. Gene Ontology annotation, molecular function: zinc ion binding; nucleic acid binding. The record is from RefSeq and is a predicted model, not a curated record. The coding region runs from base 501 to 1793 and encodes 430 amino acids.